AUCCAGAACAACACCUCUCUGCCUGCAAUUCCUCGCAUCGAUUGUCGCUGUAAUCUGUCUAGAAAUGUACAAGAAACCAAGCGCAAAGGGCGGCACCGCCAUCCGCCGGCUCAUGACCGAGUACAAGCAGCUCAUCAACGACGGUCCGGACGGGAUCUCGGCCGGGCCUAUCGACGAGGACAACUUCUUUGAGUGGGAAUGCUUGAUCCAGGGACCGGAGGAUACGCCGUUCGAGGGAGGCGUGUUUCCCGCCACGUUGACGUUUCCCAAGGAUUACCCUCUAAGUCCCCCGACCAUGAAAUUCACCUGCGAAAUGUUCCACCCGAACGUAUACAAGGACGGCACGGUCUGUAUCUCGAUCCUCCAUCCGCCGGGCGAUGAUCCGAAUAUGUACGAAUCCGCAUCCGAGAGAUGGAGUCCGAUCCAGUCCGUCGAGAAGAUCCUCAUCAGCGUGAUGAGCAUGCUUGCAGAACCGAACGACGAGAGUGGCGCGAAUAUCGACGCGUGCAAAGUCUGGAGAAAUGAUAGAGCGGAGUAUGGUCGGAUAGUAAAAGCCAACGUCCGCAAGACGCUUGGUCUAUAGCCGUUCAUUCAUCGAUUGCAGAUCAAGCGAGCAUUACUGGGCGAGUGUAUGGGCGUGAGAAGUUGGUGUUUGAAUUGUGUCAUACUCUCGCGGCUUGAAUGGUUUUGUCUUUGGUGAAUCUUUGUGAAUCUUGUUAUGGCGUUUUUAGUUUGACUGUUGUAUGUAGCGAUCCGUUUGAAUAUAGUCGGGAAUUUGGUCGGGAGUAUGAAUAUUAU
Myxozyma melibiosi is the source of this 798-nucleotide messenger RNA. Its product is annotated as ubiquitin-conjugating enzyme/RWD-like protein. The record is from RefSeq and is a predicted model, not a curated record. Gene Ontology annotation, cellular component: cytosol; endoplasmic reticulum. The transcript is spliced from 5 exons. The coding region runs from base 65 to 583 and encodes 172 amino acids. NCBI's taxonomy places the organism in Eukaryota, Fungi, Ascomycota, Lipomycetes, Lipomycetales, Lipomycetaceae.